GGCAAGAUGGCGGCGCGGACAGGGUUCGGGGCCGUGGGCCGGCGCCUCUGGCAGGGAUUGGGGAAUUUUUCUGUAAACACUUCUAAGGGCAAUACAGCCAAAAAUGGUGGCUUUCUUCUUACCUAUAUGAAGUGGGUACAGUUUUCAAACCUACACGUUGAUGUUCCAAAGGAUUUGACCAAACCUGUGAUAACAAUCUCUGAUGAACUAGACACAUUAUAUAAGCGCCUGUCGGUUUUAGUGAAAGGUCACGAUAAGGCUGUACUGGACAGUUAUGAAUAUUUUGCUGUGCUUGCUGCUAAAGAACUUGGUAUCUCUAUUAAAGUACAAGAACCUCCAAGGAAAACAGAGAGAUUUAUUCUUCUCAAAUCAGUGCGUAUUUACAAGAAGCACAGAGUUCAGUAUGAAAUGAGAACACUUUACAGAUGUUUAGAGUUAGAACAUCUAACUGGAAGCACAGCAGAUGUCUACUUGGAAUAUAUUCAGCGAAACUUACCUGAAGGGGUUGCUAUGGAAGUAACAAAGACACAAUUAGAACAGUUACCAGAACACAUCAAGGAGCCAAUCUGGGAAACACUAUCAGAAGAAAAAGAAGCAAGCAAGCCAUAAAGCCUCAGGGAGGCCAUUUUUGCCUGAAUUUGAAAUGAGGGUGGGCCAGAUGAGUAUGUUUAAGUGGAGAGUGCUUCCAGCUGAGAUGAUUUGAGUCCGCCCUAACUGCUCCAUUGAGUUCUCGUGCCCUCAUCAGCUGAGAGCAGGGAAUGGAACUUUAAUGGAAGAACCACUUUUAUCUAUUCUUUUUAUACAUGUCAUUGUUUCAGUUUUGAUUUCAACAAACAUGAGCAAACCACUUUGACUCAAA
Messenger RNA from Symphalangus syndactylus (siamang), 859 nucleotides. RefSeq names its product small ribosomal subunit protein uS10m-like. Lineage: Eukaryota; Metazoa; Chordata; Mammalia; Primates; Hylobatidae. The record is from RefSeq and is a predicted model, not a curated record. Gene Ontology annotation, cellular component: mitochondrion; mitochondrial small ribosomal subunit.